Columba livia (rock pigeon) is the source of this 5966-nucleotide messenger RNA. RefSeq names its product beta-1,3-galactosyltransferase 5 (gene B3GALT5). Bases 809 to 1765 code for a protein of 318 amino acids. Gene Ontology annotation, molecular function: N-acetyl-beta-D-glucosaminide beta-(1,3)-galactosyltransferase activity. The transcript has 5 exons. Gene Ontology annotation, cellular component: Golgi membrane; endoplasmic reticulum. NCBI's taxonomy places the organism in Eukaryota, Metazoa, Chordata, Aves, Columbiformes, Columbidae. The record is from RefSeq and is a predicted model, not a curated record.
GGGAGCUCAGGUUACCGCUGCCGCAUCGCUGCCUCCCCUCUCAUCUCGCUCUGGAGACACAGACGAUCGUGCACCGCCUCUCUCGGGAUGGCGGGGGGAUCGAGGGAGGCUUCACACACCGUAGCCGGCGCCUCCCGGUAGGAAGGGGCAGCCCGCCCGCUUGCCCGCUGCAGCCCCCGCGCAACAUGGCCAGAGCCGCCGGAGGAUGCGCUGCCGGCGCCUGAGGCGUCCGCCUCCCGGGUUGUCUCAGAGGCAGAAUCCAGAGGCUGUGUGGACCUCUGGUCUGGGCCAUCACAACCAUUUCAGUAAUGGAAGUUUCCACACCCGAGGUGACACUUCUCUACCUGACGUGGAAAGAUGGUGUUUUCAAGUGGAUGAGACCUGUGAAUAUUUAUUCUUUUCCUUGUGAUAAAAGAGAAGCACCUUUUUAGUGGAUGAAUGCUUCAUGCAAAGGUCCUGUUGUGCCUGUGUGUUGCCUCUGAGAGAGCUGCCAUGUUAAGGCACGUGUGGGAGAAGCACCAGGCUGCAGGCUCCCGUAGCCCACGUCGCUUGGGUCCCAGGUGUUCGUGCAAACUUUGUUUGGAUCCGCGCAGAGCUGUGAAACACUGUGGCGGUCAGUUUAAACAAACUGCUCUCUAGGACACGAAGCAGAUUUGUAACCAGAUACACAGCACAGUAAUCUGCUACAAGGAUAAAGGAUGAAUUUUGUUAUUGUUUGGACCUCUUUCACCUAGAAAGCAGAAAGGGGUAUGGACAACCCCAUUCUCACCUCAGCAUGCUCUAGAGAGUCACCUGAACUCUGCAAAAGAUGGAUUUCAGAAAAUCCAGACUGUUUGUUUGCCUUGUAGGUUUCAGCUGUGCUAGCUUCUGGGUCUUUUACAACUAUUUGACCGAAUUCUGUGUAUUCGGUGAAACUAGCCAAGAUUACCUAUUCCCCAUAGAGACUUUUAGAAGAAUUGGAGGAAACUUCUCACAGCUCCCGGAUAUAGACUGCCAUAAGAAUCCGCCUUUCCUCGUCCUGCUUGUGGCCUCCUCAUACCACCAGGUCAAUGCCAGGAUGGUGAUCCGGCAAACAUGGGGGAAGGAAAGAACAGUUGCCGGCAAGCGCCUGGUGACUUAUUUCCUUCUGGGAAGCACUGUGAAUCUCAGCCAGCAGGCUGACAUUGCUGCUGAAAGCCAAAAGUACAAAGACAUUAUUCAAAAGAAUUUUACAGACACAUAUUACAAUUUGACUUUGAAGACCAUGAUGGGAAUGGAAUGGAUUCACAGAUUUUGUUACCAGGCCAGCUUUGUGAUGAAAACAGACACGGAUGUGUUUGUCAAUGUUUUUUACCUCACUGAACUUCUUCUAAGGAAAAAGAGUGCCACUAGAUUCUUCACAGGCUUUUUAAAACUGCACGAGUACCCCAUACGGAGAAGAGGGAGUAAGUGGUUUGUGAGUAGAGAAGAGUAUCCGGGAAAGACCUACCCGCCAUUUUGUUCUGGGACGGGCUAUGUUUUAUCCACUGAUGUUGCUAGUCAGAUCUAUAAUGUCUCAGAGAGUGUUUCGUUCAUUAAACUAGAGGAUGUGUUCAUAGGACUGUGCCUUGCCAAAUUAAAAAUUCAUCUGGAGGAACUUCAUUCAGAACAGACAUUUUUUCCAGAAAGGAUUAGGUUCUCUGUUUCUCGCUUUAAGAAAAUCGUGAUGUGCCAUGGAGUAGAACCAUCUGAGCAGCUGAGCUACUGGAAUCACUUAGUGAGAGAAAAUCACGGAGGAGUCCUCUAGCACCUUCCCUGCUCGAAUUAACAAACUGAAAUGCUCUCCAUUUACAGGGCUGCUCAUGACUCCAGCAAAACUCCCGGUUAACCCUAGACUCAUCAUGUUAAGGACUUUUUUAAUGCUUAUUUUAAUAUCUUAAUUUCUGUCCAAGAACAUGCAAACCCCUUUCUCUCCCAUUCACUCUCAGUUCUUUGCAUCAAGUUACAAGUAUUUUUUUCUGAAAGAUGCAGACCCACAAAUCUGCACUCUCCAUGGACUGGGUCUCCAAAUCUUCCUGCUACAGGACUGGGAACAUUUCUGCAGUGCCAAACUAAAUGUCAAAGUAUUUUUGUUCAGAGAAGAAAAUUUGCACUUUCUUCUUGGUCUCCCUUGAUAGAUCACUGCAUUUGCACCCAUCUGUGCAAGCAUUUAAGAAAAGGUGUCUGUAGCUGUCAGGACGCUCCCCUCCUGGCGCAGGGAACUGCAGCCCUGCCAGCUCUAUGUGGGCAGAACAGCGUACUGGCACAGAUCUCUCCUUUGGUCUACACAUUUUUUUUUUUCAGAAAUGAGAGAAUUUGCUCAUGCAGUGCUCUUGGGACAACCUUAGGUACUGCAGAUCACCUGGUGAAUGUGUAAGGCUACUGCAUCUAUUUCCCUAUACGUGCCUCCUGCUGAAAAUGAUAUGUGGUAGAACCAGAUCCAUGCUCAGUGGAGAGUGUCCUGGUCUUGCUAUUAAAAUAGACCCUGGAGACAUCUUUUGCAUUUGUGUAUCACUUUCAUUGCUUGAAAGCUACUGUAAAUGGUUUUCCAAAGCUAAACUAGACUCAUUUACAGUAUGCUAAACAGCACAUCUGAGUAAGACAUUUUUACUGAUGAGGAACUGUGUGUACAGCAGAGAAGAUAGGAGGAUUUUUCUCUUUCAAACAAGACCUGAUGUGAAAAUGUGCCCAAAUAAUCUUUCAGGCUGAGAUACUCAUUUCUAGUUUCAUUACCAAGAAGAGACCCAUGAAAUCACUAGGAUGGUUUUCAGAGAUAAGGAAUUGAGUCUUUACAAUAGAUGCUGUGAAAAAUACAUUUGGGCUAUGGGAAUUUUAUUUGCUUUUAUGCACAGAAAAGGUCAGUUUUACCAGCAAAAAAAAAGCAUUGAAUGCCUGUACUAUGUAUGAAAUAUUUUUUUUUUCAGAGAGCAGUAACAGUGGUGCUGCUCCCUAGGGGAAGAUGAGAUGGGAGCCGAGUGGCUCUGACAGACAGCAGGGCUCAGCCCCACACACCCACACAAGGGAGCAGGACAGACCCACAGAUGGUGGCGCAGUCCAACCAAGAGUCCCGGUCCUGAGGAAGUAUCAUGGGGAUAAGGUAGGUGUGAGGUCCAGCCAGCAGUGACCAGGCCCUGGUGAUGGCAGGUGGGGGUCAGGAUCAGGCCCAGUGUGGGGAACCAGGGCCAGACACUGCCCCAGGGUUGAGGGUGAGGACAUACACUGAAUGUGGUAAAAAACAUGGAGGAAAGAUAUUUUAUUACUUUGGGGUUAUUUAAUUUUAUUGUUUAUUUUCUUUUUACUGAAUCUGUGAGGACUGUCCGAGUGUUUCUUUUUACUUGUCUGUGUCUGAAGAGCAGGAUAAAUAUCUUCAGCAGAAAUACUGCCUCAUCCUGAAAAAUUUUUAAUAACAGUAAUAACAUAUUAUUUAUUUCCUUCUGAUGUAGAGUAAACUGAACUCACGCACUUAUUUUUGACAACUUAUGAUGAAAGAAAUAACGUACAUUUGUUUGGCAGAAGAAUAAUCUUCUUUAUUUUAAGCUUCCCAUUCAGGAAAUAGCUGUGUAGAUGGUGUUUGCAGGGAUGUGACUAGCCAGGUGGUCGGAUGGGUGACCAAGGAGGUGUUCGCCUUUCCCUAGUGCGUACCCUGUGCCAGAGGGUGGGCAGCCAGGUCUGGGUUGGACAACAUCUCCCCGCCUCCCAUCCCAGCAUUGCAGGUGGAUCUGCCCUUGGACUCAAAGCCCUGCUGUAGCACAUCUGUUUUUGCUGCUGCCUUCAGUAGGUGUGAUGGGUCAGAUUGGUAAAGCUUAGCAACAGCAUUUUGACCAUUAUUCUUUCCAUGCAACCUGCAGAAAUGUCUUUUUGUCAUUCAUUGCUAUUGUACUCAAGAUGCAAGUGGGCUAUUGCUUUCAUUUAUGGAAAAAUGUGGAGCAGAAAGGAAUACUUCCUAGCCUCUCCUAACUCCCUUUCUUCCUUGUGGAUUAGAGGGUCUGUGACCUGGGACAACACAGUGCAGCCUCAAGUUUAUUCUGACUUCUUCUUGUUCUCAGUGAGAUAAUCCUUCAGUCCCUCCUGGGUCUCACUUCCACCUCUGUGCCUGGUGCCACCCGUGUCCCAGCUGGCAGGACCAGUCCAACCAUGCAGUCCCAGGGAACCUGUGUCUCAGCAGAACAGCUGUUCAUUUACACAUGGGUGUGCUGACUUGUUCACCUCCACUAGGUGUUGAGAUCCAAGAAGUAUGGUGGCACCAGGCUCCUGGGGUGGCGUGGCUGCUGGUCUGUCAGGCUGAUUUGGUGACCAAAGGGUAAAGUCUCCCAGUAGGAGACAGUACUUUGGGUUGCUUCCCUGAAUGAUGGCUACUUGUAAAUGGCAUUAAAAUAUGUCUUACCUGAGCAGUUUGUGGUUUUGUAUCAUUAUAAAAACGUUACCCUUGAGGGCCAGGUCCUGCUAGACUUCUUGACUGUGGCUUUUAUUUUAGUUCAAGAGUGUUCCUAAUUAUCUGAAUACAGCUACUAGCUGGGAAGGUAGUGCUAUUCUCUCUUAAUCACAUUUGCAGAUGCUACCCCUAUAUUUUUGGGACAGAAUCCAUAGCUACCAUGCCAUUAAGAAAAAGGUCCUCAGGUGUGUUUUAAGAAACCGUCACAUUCUGGAUACUGUUUCCAGGGAGUCUAUUUGUAAUCUCAAGUGACCUCUGCAAGAUGCUGGUCUCUUUAUUCCUUCAUUUAAAAUACUUUGUCCUCCCUGAAUACAUGUUCUUAAGCAACUAAUAGCCUGCUUAUGUGAAGCAUUUGUCUUAUCACUGCUAAAUCUCUGAUGAGGAACAAAUUAGUACAGGUUGAAAUGUUAUGGGUUUGGAUAGCCUGCUCCUCUCCUUUUUGCAAAUCAGCUUCCCAAGUGAACGUUUAUGUUGCUGCAGAUUAUUUUCCUCAACAUAUGACUUUCUUUGUACUCGCAUAAAUAAGAAAUUGAUUUCAUAAUUCUCUCCAUUCAGUAGGAUGCUUUGAAUAAUUAAUUAUUUAAAUUAUAAGGUCAUCCUGCUGGAAAAGGUGAUUUAAGAAAAGUAGAUGAUUGCAUGUAAGGCAAAUUAAUUUAUUUAAAUAAAAUCACUAUGCUAGUCAGUUUAUAUGUAUCAGCUAAAUGAAAUUAACUUUUGCAUUUUAGGCCUCAGAUCAUGGAGUUUAACUCAAUCAAAGAGUCUUAGGGGCCUUUUGCAAAAUUAUGUGCAUUUUCCUAUGAAAGACCAGAAAUAUGACUGUAAACACAAUACUGCCGUGUAUACAUACUUAUUUUUAAAUUUUUUAUAGGCUGAUAAAAUAAUUUAGGCUAUUUUGGGACAGUUUAUCUGUAGAAAUACUGCACUAUCCUAACAUUUUUAGGCUUUCUGAGUCAGAUGAUCACUAAAUCAGGUUUUUACGAAUAGCUUUGAAAAGUUACUCUGAAAAGUUACUCCGUUGCUUCUCCUUUAGUAGAAAGGAGUGCAAAAAAUCAGCAGAGCUCAUAGUGUCUUAGAGUUGCUUAGAUAUAUGCAUUUCAGCAUUCUCUGUUUCUUCCAACACUAGAUCAGUUUUUGAAUACAGAAAAAUGAAUGCAUUUUUCACAACUCUAACUCAUCAACUAACAUAUUCUUAGUUUAGGUUACGAUUUUCAAAAAUAUCCUUGAAGCAUUCGAUCACACAUCUCAUCUGAUUCAGUAUUAUUGAGCAUGUAUAACCCUUCCAAGCACUUUCGAGAAUACGGAGUAGAUUUUUGUAAUGAAACAUUUGCCUUACAUAAAAGCCGAACGGAACACAAGGGCUAACUGUCUGUAAUCAAUCUGACAGGAAUGCUGCUCUUCUUGGAUUUGUGCGGGUUACUAUAUAAUGUUAAUAUAAAAUGUGUGACAAUGUUUGCAUUAUUUGCAUAGAACAUGAGAAUGAGAAUGUUGAGCUAGCUAUUCAAUGUAUGAUAUUUUAGUAAAGUCUUUUGUUACCACA